CUUCAUACGUCAUCCCCCACUCUUCCGGGUUAUUUUGUUCGGGUGAACUGUGGACUCCGCAACUGUUGUGGUACUUUUAACAGUAGUAUCGCCAACAUGAAUCGUAUUUUUGGCCGCGGUAAACCUAAAGGGCCUCCACCAAACCUAACGGACUGCAUAGGAACUGUGGAUUCCAGGGCGGAGUCGAUCGACAAGAAAAUCGCCAGACUUGAUGCAGAACUUGUCAAGUACAAGGAUCAAAUGAAGAAGAUGAGAGAUGGGCCUUCAAAGAACAUGGUGAAGCAAAAGGCCAUGAGAGUUCUGAAGCAGAAGAGGAUGUAUGAGGGCCAGAGAGAUAAUCUCAUGCAGCAGUCCUUCAACAUGGAACAAGCAAACUAUACAAUCCAGAACCUCAAAGACACUAAAACCACAGUGGAUGCCAUGAAGAUUGGCCUUAAAGACAUGAAGAAAGCAUACAAGAAUGUGAAUAUUGAUAAGAUUGAGGAUAUCCAAGAUCAGCUGGAGGACAUGAUGGAGGACGCAAAUGAAAUCCAGGAGUCUCUGAGCAGGAGCUACGGCACACCGGACAUAGAUGAGGAUGACUUGGAAGCAGAGCUGGAUGCUCUGGGAGAUGAGCUCUUGAUGGAUGACGACAGCUCGUACCUAGAUGAGGCUGCGACUGCUCCCUCCAUUCCGGAGGGGGUUCCAGGAGACAGGUCCACCAACAGGGAUGGCGUUCUGGUGGAUGAGUUUGGCCUUCCUCAGAUUCCCGCUUCUUAAAGGAGCAAUUCGACUAAAUGAUGUGGAAGUUUUACAUGUAUCAUAUUCUUUUCUCUUGUUUGUAUUUAUCCAACUGACACUCCGGGCCUUUGAACACAGCAAUGAAAACCAAAGUAUCUUCUGCCUGAUGGAUUAGAAAGUUGCAAUCUGGCCCCUUUAACUAAAGCUUAAGAUUGUUUCUUCAACUGGGCUCCUCCCACUUUAAAUAAUGGUUAGAAAUGGGGUUCUCUUAACUUUGUACAGUUUCCGAAU
Cyprinodon variegatus (sheepshead minnow) is the source of this 1011-nucleotide messenger RNA. It is a transcript of the gene chmp5b, whose product is annotated as charged multivesicular body protein 5. NCBI's taxonomy places the organism in Eukaryota, Metazoa, Chordata, Actinopteri, Cyprinodontiformes, Cyprinodontidae. The record is from RefSeq and is a predicted model, not a curated record. Gene Ontology annotation, cellular component: multivesicular body. Bases 97 to 759 code for a protein of 220 amino acids. The transcript has 8 exons. Gene Ontology annotation, biological process: late endosome to vacuole transport via multivesicular body sorting pathway; vesicle budding from membrane.